UAACUUCCAGACGGCCAGUAGCUUCUGGACGGUGCGCAACAUCCAGACGGUCUGGACCACCUUCAUGGUUUACAUCACCUGUGAGGUCGAAAUCACCUUCACAAAGGUCAAAAUUUGCAAACAAAACGCGUCAACCGCCAAUGGAAGAUAGUCCUUACUUUACGCAACAAAAUCCAUAUUCGUGUGACUCGAAAGGAAAAGUACGUGAACAACAGAGCGUGGGAGACAACCAGCCAAGCACAAGCUACGACUAUCUAAACGGUGCCAGAUUUGGUAACAGGUCUACCGAAAUAAGGUACUUGAACGAAGUAUCCAAAUACGUUACGGAUACGUUAAGGCAGAUUUGUGAGCAACCGGUAACUCCACCGUUAUGCUCUCAAUUGCAAAAGCGAUACUUGAAUCACAGAAAAAGUUGUUCGAGAGGAAACGUUAACUUGGAUAAAUGGAGCUUGGUUUCCAUGGACCGGAAAGUUCAGUGUGGCAUUGAGCCCUGUGCGAUGACCUCCACGUCGUGUGGAUCAGAAAAUAUU
Hyposmocoma kahamanoa is the source of this 530-nucleotide messenger RNA. RefSeq lists its product as uncharacterized. The record is from RefSeq and is a predicted model, not a curated record. The annotation marks the transcript as partial. The transcript is spliced from 5 exons. Lineage: Eukaryota; Metazoa; Arthropoda; Insecta; Lepidoptera; Cosmopterigidae.